Closterium sp. Naga37s-1 is the source of this 8004-nucleotide messenger RNA. The record is from the annotation of a GenBank genome assembly. Lineage: Eukaryota; Viridiplantae; Streptophyta; Zygnematophyceae; Desmidiales; Closteriaceae.
AUGGGUAACCAGGUGGUGAUCGCGAAGGCGGCGGCGGCGGGCGUGGCGUCGGACUACUGGGUGCACGACCUGCCGCGCGGCGUGGUGCUCAAGGACGUGCUGGCGCCGGGCCGCUUCCUCAAGACGCUCGACUGCUUCCACCACGAGGGCCGCGUCAUCGUUAAAGUCUUCCUCAAACGCGCCGACCUCGCGCUCCCGCUGCAGGCCAGUCAUCCCCGUUGCCAGUUCCGCGUUACAGGCGCAAUUGAAUCCUUUCCGUGCCGCAGUUGCGUGAGCUGCCGUCACGGCCGAGUGAGAGUGGGCGGGUUAUGGGGAGAGAGCGGCGCUCGGGGGACAACCCCAGUGGAUGAGGAUGAGGGGGACGGCGCGUACGAGCAGCAGCUGAAGGUCAUUCGCCACCGCCUCUCAGGCAUCGACAAGUCGCACGUCUGGCCCUUCCAGAAGUGGUAUGAGACGGAGCGAGCGGCGUAUGUGCUGAGGCAGUACCUAUUCAGCACGCUGCACGACCGCCUCGGCACGCGCCCCUUCCUCGGCCUCACCUUCAAGAAGUGGAUCGCCUUCCAGAUCCUCAAGGCGUUGGACCAGGCGCACUCACGGGGGGUCUGCCAUGGCGAUCUGAAGGCGGACAACGUGUGUGUGACGGCGUGGAACUGGGUGUUUGUGGUGGACUGGGCGCCAUUCAAGCCUGUCCUCGUGCCCUCUGACAACCCCGCCAUCUUCUCCUUCUUCUUCGACACAGCCCCCUCCGGCCGCCGCCGCUGCUGCAUUGCCCCUGAGCGGUUUGUGUCGGCGAGUGAGUGGAGGCAGAGGCAGAGUGAGGGGGAGGGAGGGGCGGGGGGAGCACAGCUACAGCCCGCCAUGGACAUUUUCUCCGCGGGGUGUGUGAUAGCGGAGAUGUUUCUGGACGGCGAUGUGCUCUUCGACCUCUCCUCGCUGCUCGCCUACGUGCACGGCUCCUACAACCCCCUCCCUGUCAUCGACCGGGUAUGCGCCACCCACCCCCCCUCUCAAGGCGUGUGCCCCACGGGCCUUGUAGCGGGUGUGCCGUACUGCUGGGUGGGAGCCCUGGUGGCGCACAUGGAGCAGAGGGACAUGGAGGAGCAGAGGGACCCUUGGCGCCGUUUCCACAGCCAGUGGUUCAUCUGGCGGCCGUGCCUGCCGGCACUCCCUGCUGCUAUCCCACGUCUCUUCUUCCCUCUCUGCGCUGCCUUGCCUACCCCCAUCCCCCCGCCCGUCCCCGUCCCUAUGCAUGGCAGAUCCCGUGCCCAUCAAUCCCGUGCCCAUCAGUGCGAGCCCUGGUCACGCACAUGGUACAGAGGGACCCCGCACAGCGCCUGCCAUCCCUGCUGCUACCCCCCACCUCUCCCUUCCCCUGCCUCCCCGCAUUCCUCCCCACCCCUUCAGAUCCCGUGCCCAUCAGUGCGAGCGCUGGUCACGCACAUGGUGCAGAGGGACCCCGCACAGCGCCUGCCAGCAGCGGCGUACCUGACGGCGUUCAGCGACCCCCAGGGCGGCGCACUCUUCCCCCAGCCCGCCUUCGACGCCCUGCACGACCAGCUGUUCUGCCACCUGCCCGCCAUGGACGCUGAUGGCCGGAUCGCCCUCACUCGCCAGCUCUACCCGCGCCUCUCUCGCAUCAUCGCUUCCUCGCUGCAGGGGGGUGGGGAGGGGGAUGCCGAAGGGAAGGGGGUUAGGGAUGGGGCGGGCGGGAAGGGUAGUGCUGGAGAGGCAGAGAGGGGGGAGAGUGGAGUGUGGGGAAGUGGGGGUGGGGAGCAGUGGGGUGAGCAGGAGGUGGCAGUGGAAGGGGGCGUGGAGGGGAGUGGUGAAUUGAGGGGGGAUGAGCAGGGGCGUCGUUGUGAGCAGGUGACAAGUAGUGUGAGGGAGAAAUAUGAUGAGAGCCAGCAGGGCAGCAGCAGCACCACCUCGUGUGAGAGUGACACAGGCGAUGACACAGGCGCUGAUGGCGUGGGAACAGGCGACAUUAUUCCUGGCACUGAGAUAGGCGAGGGAGCUGGGAGAGUUGUGAGAGCUGAGAGUGCUACAAAACCUGGGAGAGGCAGCACAGGCGCACGGGGCAGUGCGAGUGAGAGCAUGGGAGGCGGUGUGGGCAACAGUGGCAGCGCCAUGGUGCUGCUAGUCGGGCUGCUCACAGCCUGCCUGCGCAACGCUCGCCUGCCGCACUCCCGCCGCCACUGCCUGCUGCUGCUGCACGCCGCCGCGCACCACUGCUCGCACGCCGUGUGCCUGCAGGCCGUGGCGCCCUUCCUCGUAGCCGUUCUCGCCCCGGACGGGCUCACCGCCACGCCGCUGCACGCCCUCGACACGCUCCUCCCCGGCGGGCACGGCGCUGCCAGCCCGCCCCUCGUGCGCUGCACCGCGCUCACCGUGCUCACGCGCCUGCUGGCCCGCGUGCGCUCCUUCCCCUCCACUGAUGCCCGCUUCUUCCCCGAGUACCUCUUCCCCUCGCUCUCGCUGCUCCCCCGCGCGCCCGACGAGAGCGUGCGCGCCACGCUCGCCCUCUGCCUGCCCUCCCUCGCUGCCUCUGCGCUGCGCUUCCUGCUGCUCGCUGCGGGGGGAGCCACCCGCGCCACUGGGGGGAGCGAGGGGGGGUCCGGCCAGGGGGCGAGUGAGGGAGAGAGGAUCUCCAGCGGCACUGCAUGGGGGGAAUCGGGUGAUGGCGACGGCGACGGUGACGGCCACGACAGCAGCAGCAGCGGCGUGCCGGGCUUGUCUCUAGCAACCACGCUCACCUCGCUCAAGGCGCUGGCAGCGGCAGCGGAGCGCCUCCCAGAGCAGCACAUGGGCGAGGUAGCGGAGGUGAGGGAGGCAGUGCGCGUGGCGGUGGAGGAGCUCUCCACGCUGCCCCGCAGCACCCCCCCCAUCCGCCUCUCCCUGCUUAGCCACGCGCCCUCCCUCGCUGUCUUCCUCGGCCCCUCCCUCGCCACCACCGCGCUGCUCCCUCUCCUCAUCACCUUCCUCAACGACCCCUCCCCCCGCGUGCGCUCCGCCUUCUUCCACACGCUGCCCGCGCUCUGCCCCCAUGUGGCCCCCUCCGCCCUGCCCGCCUUCCUCCUCCCGUGCCUCGAGCAGGCCCUCGGGGACACCUCGCAUUCCUCCGUGCCUGCCGCUGCUGCUGCCUGCCUGGCCCAGCUCGCGCGCUCCCAGCGCCUGCAGCAGCGGCGGUGGCUGCUGUCAGCCGCGCGCCAUGCAGCGCCGCUGCUCAGGCACCCUGAAAGGGACGUGAGGGGCGCUGCUGUGGCGUUUGCAGCGGCUGCUGCGGGUCAGCUGUCGGCUGUUGACGCCCACGCGCUGCUGCUGCCGCUGCUCUCCCCCUCCCUGCGCUACCGCCCUGCGCUGCUCUCCUCCCCUGCGUCGCUUGCUGCUGCGCUCAAGGCGCCUCUGUCAGCCCACCCUGCUGUCCCGCCCCAGCCACCCCUCCCAGCCCAAGCAGGUGUGGCGUCCUGGCAGAUGAAUGCAGGGCAAGCAGCAGCACCCGACCUCUGCGUGCCGCACGUGCUCUCACCUGCUGCUGCGCGCGAAACGGAGGCUGGCCGUGCUGCUGCUGCAGGUGCGGGUGUGAGUGCGGGUGUGAGUGCGGGUGAGCAUGGCAGCAAGAGAGGAGUUGGUGCAAGGGGCGGCGAGGAAGAGCAAGGUGCAGACAUGGGAGCAGCGGGCCGGGGGGAAGGAGGCGCAGCAGACGUGCAAGGGAAGCGGUCGGUGAGGCAGGAGGAGGGGAGGGACGUGGCGAUGGGAGUGCAGGCGGCGAGUGGGCGAGCAGCAGCAGCAGCAGCAGCAGCGCAGCACGUGGCCUCGUCGACACUCGCACACUCCCUCUCCAUGCAAUAUGCUGUGCCCUCCGCACCGGGAGCAGCAGCAGCAGCAGCGCCAUACCCAGCCAUGGCUGCCGCGCUUGCCAGCAUGCGCACAGACACGGGGGGGCAGCCCUGGCCGCCCCUCCCCUCCACUGCUCAAAAGUCUUUUGAGUCGACUCAAAAGUGGCCUGUCACCUCCCACUGGCCGUCUUCCACCGCUCACUGGCCCUCCACACCCCUCCACACUCCCCUGCCUGCCUCUGCAUCCCACUCUCUCCUCGUCCCCCCCCUCCCCCCUCUCCACCCCUCCAUCUCCUCGUUCCUCCCGGUUCGAUUCCCAUCCCCUCGCCCCGCGUCCUCCCCCCUCUCGCUCUCCUUGUCCUUCCACCGGCCCCCUCCUCCCCUCACCACCCACCCGCCCUCCUCUCUCACCUCCUCCACCACUCACCAACCCCUUCCCACACACUCUCUCGCUCCCAUCCACCUUCCCCUUGCUCCCUCUCUCCCGCCUCUCCCCUCUCCCUCGUCGCACCCCUCGCCCCAAUCCCCCUCCGCCUCCUUCUCUCUCGCCCCUGCCAGCCCACACGCACAGUCCCACCCAGCUUUGGAUCUCCCACCCCUCGCUGUGCCGCUCUAUUCACUCGCCCACCCCGCCUCCGCCCUGCCCACUGCAGCCUCCACCUCCCCGCUCCCCUCCACCACCCUCUCUCCCCCUUCACUGCCUCGCCCCCCGUCAGCACUCUCACCCUCCGCCGCACCCACUGCCACUCUUGCCGCUGCUGCUGUCACUGCGGCUGCUGCAGCCUCUGCGGGUGCCACAGGGCAAGCCACUCUAGACGCGCUGGCAGCCGCACAAGCUGCCAGUGCCGCUGCUGCUGCUGCUGCCCCACUGCCUGCGCCCGCCUCACCAUCUGUUCCUGCUGCCGCGGCCAGCGUCUCUGCCUCCUGCUCGCAUGCCACAUCUCUGCCUGCUGAAACACCCUGCACUCCCGUUGUGGGGGCAUGCGACCAGUCCCCUGCUGCUCCUGCUGCGCGCUCCACUGACCUACCUGCACCUCACCUCUCAUCGCCGGCUGAUCUCCCAUUUGCCUUUGACUCGCUUGACGACCUCCCCUCUCCCCCCCCCACCUCCUCCCCUCUCCCCACCUCCCACUCCGCCUCCCAGCCGUCCCUCCCACCAACCACCACUCCACAUUCCUCCACCACACCCACCAGAACCCCAGCGUCACUCCCACCCUCUAACGCCCUCCCUCCUCACACAACCCCUCUCCUCCCCCACACACUGCACGCCCCCCCUCCCGCCCCUCCCCCCCCCACGCCGGUGUCACACUCACUAGUGUUCCUGGGCACCACGCAACCCCACACACGCAUCUCCUCCCUCUCCCUAUCCCUCCGCUCCUCCCGCCGCCCCCCCUCCUCCUCCGCCCUCCCUCCCUCCGCCUCCCCGGCUCCUCAUACCCUCCCCCCUGCCAUGCCUGCUGCCGGACCUGCCAGCAUGCGUGCAGCAGAGGCUCGGCAGGGAGGCAGAGCAGAGGAAGAGAUCAACAGACGUGUGUGUGCGGCAGGCAGGGAGGGGCACACGGCGCUUCUGGAGAGGCCGGGGGCGUUAGCUGGUGCUACUGCUGGCGGCGAGGUGCCAGCGCGUGCAGCAAGUCACGCUCUAUCAUCCGGGGCUGAUCGCAGUGCCGCCCAUGUCAAUGCCACGUCAUCUGUCACGUCAUCUGCCACGUCUGCAUCUCCACAUCUCGUGGAACCGGGUGGGGUGCGUGCGGGGACCACGGGACAUGCACAGCUGGCAGCAGCAGCACAGUUAGCAGCACCAUCAGCAGCGGGUCAGCCAGCAGGCGCGGAGGCAGAGGAGAGCAGGGAGCGAAGAGCAGCAGCAGCAGUGAGCUCAGAGGUGCAGAGGCUGCUGGGGUGGGGCAGUGCGGACGACGGUGCAGCUAUGGCGCUGCCUCCCGCGUCCCCCUCACCGCUCUCCACCACAGCAGCAGCAUGGCGGCCGCGCGGAGUGCUGGUCGCGCAGCUGCACGAGCACCGCGCCGCCGUGCCCGCGCUGGCAGUGGCGCCCAACAGCCAGUGGUUCGCAUCGGCCUCACAUGACGGCACCGUCAAGGUGUGGGACGCCACUCGCCUUGACCGCGGCACCGCCUUCCGCUCCAAACUCACCUAUGCGCCGGGGGGAGCAGCAGUGGCAGGGGCAGGUAAAGCGACUGCGGUGGCGGUGAUGGGGGACAGUGCGACGGCGGCGGUGGGGUAUGCGAGUGGGGAGGUGCAUGUGGUGCACGUGGACUAUGCACCGCGCUUCCUCUCCUCACCCGACUCCUACCGCUGCAUCACCCGCAUGCCUGCCCUCGAGCCCUCCUCCCCCUCCUCCCCCUCCUCCCCUUACAACCACGGCCCUGGCGCAUCAAGAGGCGCCAUCCUUUCUGUGCACUCGUGGGCCGGCUCCCACCUGGGCGCCACUCACUCUCCCCUCUCUGCCUCCUCCUCCUCGCUCUUCGCCUCCAACCCCCUCUCCUCCUCGCACGCACUCCUCCUCGUCGCCUCACUGCACGGCGGCAUCACCCUGUGGGACAUGCGAGCCGCCCGCCCCGCCUUCUCCCUGCACCUGCACGCGUCCCUAGGAGCGCCCACCCACGUGCUCCCCGACCCGCAGCACGGCCUCUGGCUGCUGGCGGCGUCCUCCUGCUCCGCGCUCUGCCUCUGGGACCUGCGCUUCCUGCUCCCCCUCUCCUCCUGGCGCCUCCCCUCCGCCCCCUCCGCGCCCCACCCGCCCCCCAUCACUGCGCUCGCGCCCAUGCUGCCAGCGGCCUUCCCCCCCGCAGGGGACGCCAUGGGGGCUGCGGCAGCAGGUGGGCCGGAGCACCUGCCAGGGUGGUUUGGGGCGGACCGGGGGAGGGGAGGCACGGGGGGAGGGGCAGUGGGGGCGACAGGGGGUGGGGCAGCAGCAGCGGGAGCAGCGGGACCAGGGGGAGCAGUGGGGGGGGCGUCGCGGCCUCUGGUGUAUGUGGCGAGUGGCAGGGACGAGGUGGGGCUGUGGAGUGCCGACACGGGACAGUGCCACCAGCCCGCCUCCAACACCGCUCCCCCUCCCUCCCUGCCCUCGCCCUCCAACCUCCCCACCGCUCUGCAAUCCCGCCCACACCUGCUGCCGCUGCCGCCCUUCUCCACCACCACCACCACGCCCUCCGGCCGCACCCUCUCCUCCUCGCCCUGCUUGCCCAACGGCCCUCUGCCCCAGUCAACGCAGUCAACGCAGAGCGGGGCAAGGCAGGCAAGGCAGUCAGCACUGCGGGUGGAGCAGCUGAAGGAGCCACCAGGCAGGGCGGGGGGGGUGAGGGCGCUGCUGGGAGUGCCGGGGGGCGGUGCGCUGCUCACAGCCGGCACUGACUGCUGCAUCCGCUACUGGUGCCGCCUCAGGUGGUUGCCACUUCAGGUGGUUGCCACUUCAGGUGACUGCCACUUCAGGUGGUUGCCACCUCAGGUGAUUGCCACCUCAGGUGAUUGCCACCUCAGGCCGGAGCAGAGUGGGUGGGUGAGCGGGCCCACAGCCAGGGGGGCGCGGGGAGAGGUGCUGCACCCGCGCUAUGACAUGCGCAUCGUGCACGGCGCUAGAGUCAUUCAGGUGCGUGGUGCACGGCGCGAGAGUCAUUCAGGUGCGUGGUGCACGGCGCGAGAGUCAUUCAGGUGCGUGGUGCACGGCGCGAGAGUCAUUCAGGUGCAUGCAUUACCAGCCUGUCUCCCUUGCACUGUGUUCUCAUCCACUGGUUGCUGCAAACACCACUCUCACUCUCUCCCCCUCUGUCUUCCACUCUGUUCGUCCCAUCCGUCCACCGCCACCCCCUCCCACGCCUCGUCUAUCCCGCUGCACCCACCGCAGGAGACACCGCCUCCCUUCUACGUGGAUGUGACGCGGCAGCGGGCCAGCGGCACUGCCGCCUCCACUCCACAAGCAGGCGGGCGGGCAGCAGCAGGCAGUCAGGGGCACGCGGAUUCAGCCCCGGGAGGGGCAGCGGGAGGAGGAGGUGGAGGGGCAGGGGGAGGAGGGCGGCGCAGCAUGGUGGAGGUGGCGGCGGUGGAUGUGGGGGGGUGCCACCGCGAUGCCGUGCUGGCUCUGGCCGUGGCGGACCCGGGGCAGCGCCUGCUGCUCUCCGCCAGCCGUGACGGCGUCGUCAACGUCUGGCGCUAA